GGCCCGCCGUGCCCUCCGCGGACAGAGUUUAUAAAAGGGCGCCGUCAGAGCUCAGCGGACUCUUUAGUUCGUAGACUAGUGACCAUGGAGUACCCCGAAAGCGCGGACUGUUCGAACGGCACGGCCUGGCUGCCCGUGGCGGAGGCCAGGAUCGGCUCCGGGGUGUCGGGGCCCUCCGAGCAGCGCCUCCUGGGUUGGAACGUCCCCCCGGACGAAUUGCCGCACAUCCCCACGCACUGGCUGGUGUAUCCAGAGCCCGACCCCCUCAUCAACUACGGCCUGGGUGUCCUGUACUGCUUCUUCUUUUUCUUCGCAGUCAUGGGCAACGGCAUCGUCAUCUACAUUUUCCUCACGUCAAAAAAUUUGAAGACACCCUCCAACAUAUUCGUGGUGAACCUAGCAAUAUGCGAUUUUGUGAUGAUGGCCAAAACGCCCAUUUUCAUCUACAACUCGUUCAACCUGGGUCCUGCCAGCGGCCCAACGGCCUGCCUAGUAUUUGCGACCAUGGGGUCCUUCUCCGGGAUCGGCGCCGGUGCCACCAACGCGGUGAUCGCCUACGACAGAUACAUGACAAUCGCCAAGCCGUUCGGCAGCAAGAUGACGAGGGGCAAAGCCAUCAUGAUCAUCUUCUUUCUCUGGAUGUGGGUGACGCCGUGGGUGGUCUUCCCUGCCACGGAGAUUUGGGGCCGCUUCGUCCCAGAGGGCUUCCUGACGAGCUGCACGUUCGACUACAUGUCGGACACGGACCACAUCCGAGUGUUCGUUGGCGUCAUGUUUUUCGUCUGCUACUGCAUCCCCAUGACGAUGAUCAUCUACUUCUACUCCCAGAUCGUCAGCCACGUCGUAGCGCACGAGAAGGCUCUGAAGGCCCAGGCAAAGAAAAUGAACGUGGAAUCGCUGCGAUCGAACGUGGACAAGAACCAGGACUCGACUGAGAUUCGCAUCGCCAAGAUGGCCAUCUCACUGUCCUUCCUGUUCGUGCUCUCCUGGACCCCGUACGCGACCGUCGCGCUCAUCGGUGCCUUCGGAAACAAGGCGUUGUUAACUCCUGGUGUCACCAUGAUUCCCGCGUGUUGCUGCAAACUCGUCGCCUGCUUCGAUCCCUACGUCUUUGCCUUGAGUCACCCCCGUUUCAGGCUUGAACUACAAAAAAAGAUGCCAUUCCUUGAUAUUAAAGAAGAUAAGCCAACAGCAAGUGAAACAGCAUCAACAACAACCGAAGCCACAAGUGCAAACCCUGAUUAAUUGUUGUCUGGUACUGAUUCCGUAAAAGACUUUAAUCAAACAUUUUGUUGAGAAAAACAAUCAAAGGAGGACCUGAGAAAGAUUGGGAAGAGUGGCACCGAUUUCACUUCACAGACCUUGCAUUGGAAAACGGACAUUGAUUUGAAUAUUUCUGUAAAAACUAAGCCCUACAUAAAAAAAAUCUUAUUGCAAUCUUCAAAAUGUAAAAAAAAAAAUAUAAUUGAACUCCUUGUAGAUGAUAGAAAAUGUUUAUAUUCCAAGUCAAAAUGUUGUAAUAUUUAAGCUUUGUGCUCUAGUGAUUUGCUCACAAAAAUGUAAUGUAUAACAAAAAUCCUUGCAAUGGAACACACCAUUUUCAUAAAAUAACUUCAGAGCACUUACAUUGUUAAUGAAACAGGGGCAUACCAUCUAGCUAAAAUUGUGGCUGCUCACUGCAUAUAAAAUAAGAUCAGAUAAUCAAACAAUGUAAAUUGUUAAAGACUUGGGUGGGGUAUUUGAGUCUUUCUUUUGAAAUAGCCUGAAUAUGCAUGAGAUAAGUUUACCUGAUAACUUCAAAUAAUUCAGGAGCAUUCAAAGCUCACAGAAAGAGGUAAAAACUGUUUUAUAUUAUAAUUUAUGUUUUUUCAUUUGCUGGGAAUUGGGCAGGGAGUGGUAUCAAGUACGAAAAGAAAAGAGUGUGUUUGUUACGUUUUAUGUAAUGACAAUUAACGUCAAUAUGAAAUUAUUUGAGAGCUCCAGCACUUCCAUAACACAAAAAUUAUCAUUCUACUGUUGAAAUCUAGGCAUUGCAAAUAAUUAAAGUGCUUAAGACAAGUACUAGAAAUGCUGACUUAAAAGAUAGUUUGUCUUGGGAGUGACUGAAGAGAAGAGACUGGAAAGAUAAACCACAUACUCGAGACUCAAACUAACUUGCGCUUGUUCAAAAGGUAUUGAUAAAAUUAAAUUCCUUAUUCCUGAACUGUCAAUGGUUUUGUAGAGUAUGGAGGAAAAUGUACAAUGAUAAUGAGUUAAUAAAGCAGUGUUGGAAAAGUAAA
Messenger RNA from Frankliniella occidentalis (western flower thrips), 2279 nucleotides. RefSeq names its product opsin, ultraviolet-sensitive. The record is from RefSeq and is a predicted model, not a curated record. Gene Ontology annotation, molecular function: G protein-coupled receptor activity. Gene Ontology annotation, biological process: visual perception; G protein-coupled receptor signaling pathway. The transcript is spliced from 8 exons. Gene Ontology annotation, cellular component: membrane. Lineage: Eukaryota; Metazoa; Arthropoda; Insecta; Thysanoptera; Thripidae. The coding region runs from base 85 to 1245 and encodes 386 amino acids.